Molecule: messenger RNA, 1812 nt
Organism: Dovyalis caffra
Lineage: Eukaryota; Viridiplantae; Streptophyta; Magnoliopsida; Malpighiales; Salicaceae
Source: the annotation of a GenBank genome assembly
AUGACUUCCCAUAAUUUCCUUCUUGGUCUCCUCCUUUUGUUGGCAACUCUACUAGCUAGAGUUUUUGCCUCUGAUGACUCCAACAGUUCACCAAAUAUGUACCCAUUUACUUGCUUUGAUUCAGAAGAUAUCAAAUUUUGCAAUGCCUCACUGUACCAUACCAAUGUCGACAGUGUCCAGAAAGAACAACUUGCUUCCAUUUAUGGAGUCAACUCGUCUGAGAUCACUUCUGUUUCCUAUGCAAGCCGACAAGACUAUCUUGUAAAGGUACCAUGUUCGUGCAAAAAUAUCAGGGGCACUAUAGGAUACUUCUAUGAUGCAAUCUACAAAGUAAAUCAAAACGAAACAUUUUUGAAUGUUUCAUCUCAGACUUUUAAUGGGCAAGCUUGGAGGAUUGAAGAUGAAGAAAAAUCAUUUGCUCCCGGAAAUGACUUUCCUAUGCAUCUUCUGUGUGCGUGUGCAAAAAGAAAAUCUCAAAUUGUGGUAACAUAUACUGUUCAGCUUCAUGACACAUUAUCAGAUAUUUCUACCAAGCUAUCAGCUACAGUGGAUGGCAUACAGAACAUGAAUGGUAUUCUGAUUAAGAACCCAAAUUACAUAGAUGCGGGUUGGGUGUUGUUUGUUCCCAUGGACGGUAAACCAGCCUCUAGAAAAGGAAGGAGACACAUUUGGACAAUAAUCGUCGGCGUACUAUCUGCCUUGACAGCACUUUCGAUUAUCACAUUGCUGAUUCUCCUAUUUAAGCGAAAAAGAUGCCAACUGAAAAGGGAGGAGGACUUAAAGCCGGUAUCCAAAAGCAUGAGCACGAACAAAGCAUUUUCCUUGCAGAAUCUGUACAAGGGAAACACGGAAGAUGGGGCAGUUUUUGAAUCAGAAAGACCUGUCAUAUUUGGUCUAGAGGAGAUUGAAGAGGCUACAAGAAACUUUGACGAAACGAAGAAAAUCGGAGAGGGGGUUAUGGAAGAGGUUGCAGUCAAGAAGAUGAGAUCAAACAAAUCCCAAGAAUUCUUUGCAGAGCUCAAGGUCUUAUGCAAAAUCCAUCACAUCAAUGUGGUGGAACUACUGGGUUAUGCCGGUGGGGAUGAUCACUUCUACUUGAUUUAUGAGUAUGUACGGAAUGGAUCACUCAAUGAUCACCUUCAUGAUCCAUUGCCAAAAGGUCACCAGCCACUCUCUUGGACAGUAAGGACACAGAUUGCACUUGAUGCUGCAAAGGGAAUUGAAUACAUUCAUGACCACACCAAAGCACGCUACGUGCACAGAGAUAUAAAGACUAGUAACAUUCUACUCGACAAGGGACUACGAGCAAAGGUUGCAGAUUUUGGAUUGGCAAAGCUUGUUGAACGAACGAGUGAAGAAGACUUGAUAGCAACACGACUGGUUGGAACACCAGGCUAUCUUCCACCAGAAUCUGUGAAGGAGCUGCAAGUGACUUCCAAAACUGAUGUAUUUGCGUUUGGAGUAGUUCUAGCAGAGCUGAUAACAGGCCUACGUGCACUUAUGCGUGACAACCGGGAGAGUACCAAGAUGAAAUCACUAAUUACAGUAGUUUACAAAAUUUUUGAAGGCCAAGAUCCAGAGACUGCUCUAGCAGAUGUCAUAGAUAAAAAUCUUCGCAGCAGCUACCCCAUGGAGGAUGCCUACAAGAUGGCAGAAAUUGCUGAAUGGUGUUUGAGUGAAGAAGCAAUUAAUAGACCAGAGAUGCGAGAAGUAGUUCAAGAAUUAUCUAAGAUCGUAAUGUCCUCAGUAGAGUGGGAGGCAUCACUAGGAGGGAAUAGCCAAAUAUUUAGUGGGAUUUUUAAUGGAAGAUGA